AGCAACAAUGUGUUUUCUUUACAUCAUUACUGUAUUAUUCAUACUUAUCGUAUUGGGGUAUCAUUAUUAUAUACAUUAUGGAAGAAAUGGGCGAUUGAUCAAUCUUAUACCAGGCCCAUCAGGUUAUCCGAUUUUUGGGAAUCUACUGCAAUAUAUAGGCCCACGAGAGAAACAAUGGAAGUUACUGAUGAAUCUAAUUAACCAGUACUAUCCUAUUGUUAAACUUUGGGGAUUCUCUAUCCCCUUUGUAUUGAUUCGUCAUCCGGAUGAUUUAAAGACAAUAUUAAGCAGCACGCAGCACAUCAAAAAGAACUUCUUUUAUGAUAUUCUACGUCCAUGGAUGGGCAAUGGUAUUUUGAUUAAUGAAGGCGCAAAAUGGCAUUCAAUACGGAGAACAUUAACUUCCACAUUUCAUUAUAAUAUUUUGCAGCAACAUGCUGAGAUUUUGAUCAAGGAGGGUGAAAACAUGACAAUGUCUUUGAAAAAUACAGGAGGCACAGUUGUAAAAGAUUUAGUACCGUUUGUUAGUGAACAUACGUUGAAUGCAAUAUGCGAAACUUUAAUGGGUACUUCUCUACGUGACCUCGAUGAAUUCCAGCAAAAAUAUCGAAAAGCUGUUCAUCGGAUUUGCGAACUUUUUAUUUAUAGGUUACUGAGGCAGUGGUUGCACAACGACUGGAUAUUCUCGUUAACAUCAAAAGGCAAAGAACAGGCAGAGAUUCUAAGAAUAUUACAUGGAUUUACUAACCACAUUAUUGCGGAAAGAAAACUGUAUCAUGAACGCACCAACGGUCGAUUAUUGAGAAGAAGUAUCACAUCGACAGACACAAAUGACACAGAGGCGAAUGGAAAACGGAUCCAACUUUCAUUGUUGGAUCAUCUAAUAGCAGACAAUCGAGAAGGUCGUCUAACUGAUUUAGAUGUCAAGGAGCAAAUUGAUGGUUUUAUGUUUGCUGGUCAUGAUACUACGGCGUUAAAUUUAACCUAUCUAUUAAUGCUAUUAGCUGAGCAUAAAGACAUUCAG
Temnothorax curvispinosus is the source of this 1024-nucleotide messenger RNA. Its product is annotated as cytochrome P450 4C1-like. The annotation marks the transcript as partial. Gene Ontology annotation, molecular function: monooxygenase activity; oxidoreductase activity, acting on paired donors, with incorporation or reduction of molecular oxygen; iron ion binding. The record is from RefSeq and is a predicted model, not a curated record. Lineage: Eukaryota; Metazoa; Arthropoda; Insecta; Hymenoptera; Formicidae. The transcript is spliced from 8 exons.